AUGGACGAAUUGACAAUCCACGGAUUACCUCGAAUUCCUUCGCAAAAGAGAUGGUUUGGCAAACUUUUUUGGGCCUUGAUGUUCACCACUUGUUGCGGAGUUCUCGUGUUGAUGCUCUGGAUGUCCUUGUUGAAGUUCUGGAAAUAUCCUUACACGACCACAGUUGAGUACAAACGUCAUUCCACCUUGCCGUUUCCGUCUGUAACUAUAUGUGACAGUGACCGAUCUAUCUACGAACCUUUUAAGAAAGAAAAGUUCCCAACUACCUGCUCUACAAAUGAUUUUGCCAAUAAGAGUGAACGUUUCAAGCAUGGCUGCACGUUGUUCCUAUCCGGUUUUCGGGAAGGCUGUAUUUUUGAUUCAGGCCACGCUUGUAGCUUCCCGAGCCACUAUAUUGCGGCGCCGCACUGGAAUUUUUGUUACACUUUCAAUAAAAACGGUUCAUUUCAACAAACGGUGGAAGAUAAGCAAUACGGAUUCGAAGUGAUGAUGUUGAAGAAUGAAUCCGGUCUCCGGUCCCAAGACGGACCUUCUAUGCCGCCCCUGCGCCAUAGUCAAUUAAAGCGCGGUCUUGUGUUGUUUGUACACUCGCCACUUUAUGCAAUCGGAUUCAACUCCGUGGAUAUAAUACAUCUGUCGCCCGGCUAUUAUACCGAGGUCGCAGUGAAAAAGGUAGUCAGAAAGAGAUUGAAAGCUCCCUAUUCGUCAACAUGCUCAUCUAAGAGCGACGUCCGUACUAUUUUUGAAGGUAACUACACUGUUAUAGGCUGUCUUGCCUCUUGCUUUACAAUGAAUAUGUAUGAAAAAUGUGGGGAUGUUCUGCCACCUGGAAGAGUUUUCCUGCCAAAACAACAGUUUCCAAAGAUACCGAAAACCGCAAACUUAGAUAAAUGUCUCUUCGAGAUCUACCAGACUUCAGGACAACUCGAUUGUGAAUGCCCCCUGCCGUGUUACGAAGAAGAGUUUGUCACGGAAGUUCAACAAACGCCAUUGAGAAUAACUUCCACAACACCAAGAAUGAACAAGAACCUUGCAAGAGCUUUGAAUCUUUCUGAAGAAGAAAUUUCGUUGGAAUUUUAUAAGAAGAAUAUUGUUCGUUUGAAUUUAUUUUACAAAAACUUUAUGGUCGAAACAAUACGGGAGCAACCGCUUUACGAUGUUGAGAGCUUGCUUGGUGAUUUUGGGGGAUUGAUGGGGCUUUUGAUUGGAGCAUCUACGAUUUCGCUAAUUGAAAUUCUAUGGGUUUUAGCUGCCUCGAUCUCAAAUCUAAUCCGCAAGAAAACCAGGGUAAUGGAUAACAGUUGA
Molecule: messenger RNA, 1305 nt
Organism: Rhopilema esculentum
Lineage: Eukaryota; Metazoa; Cnidaria; Scyphozoa; Rhizostomeae; Rhizostomatidae
Product: acid-sensing ion channel 4-B
Biological process (GO): sodium ion transmembrane transport
Cellular component (GO): plasma membrane
Molecular function (GO): ligand-gated sodium channel activity
Source: RefSeq, a predicted model, not a curated record